GUCCUGCACAGGUCGCUGCAUGUACCAACUUGCGGAGGGAGGCCGAGCGAGGGACGUGGUACCACCUCCUUUGAGCCAGGUAUUGAGCUAUAUAACCUGGCCCUGGGAGCUCCUCGGGUAUGUUCUGCUGGACAACAGUCAGUAUUAGAGCUGCAUGUUUAGAAGUGUGCUCAGAGCUUCAAAACAUCUUGCUUUUGUACGGUCUAGUACCUCUUCUACCCAAAUUACAAGAAAAGUAUCACUUGGAAGUUCUGGCUACCAUCAAAAGUUUGGUUGGAAGACACAUGCUUCUAGAGUUACACUUCUAAAGGUACAGAAUCACAACUUUAAGAAACUAAACCCUGAAUUUGGAUAUAAUAUCGUAAGCUGUGCAAGAAUGUCAACAUUUCCAUUCUGUGCUGAGUAUGAUAAAAGAGGACAAGCUAAAUGCAAGAAAUGCAAAGAAAAAUGUAAAAAGGGUGAACUUAGAAUUGGAAAAAUUGUUGCAAAUCCAUUUAGUGAAUCUGGUGGUGACAUGAAACAAUGGCAUCAUGUGAACUGCAUUUUUGAGACAUUUAAACGUGCCCGUGCUACUACUAAAAAAAUUGAGGAUCCUGUAGAUGAUAUUGAGGGUUGGGAAAACCUGGAGGAAGAUGAUCAGAAGAAGAUUAGAGCUUUGAUUGAUGACCUUCAGAAUGAAAUAGCCAACAAGAAAAUUACCCCAAAGAAGCAGACUCCUCAGAAGAAAACUCCUAAAGCAGGAGGUCAGCAGUUUGAAAAAAAAGCAGCAGGAACACCAGACAAACCAACUGCGGAGUAUCGAGAGUCCCUUUCAACAGUAAAAAUGACCGGGGAUGGCCCCCUACAUGCAAAGAAAAUUUCUUUAAGAGUUUCGCGCCUGGGUUUGAAAAAGUUGCUGGGAGUCCGUUUACGGGCAAAAAAAAUUGGGGGAAAGCUUUUUGAAAAAGGGACUAGCAAAGGGGUGCUUGGCUCGGGGUUAACUUUUUCUCCCGGGAGUCAUAAAGAAAUGUAUAAUUACAAACAAAACACCAUUAAGCUUUUCUCCCAGUUGUUCAAUGCAAACCAAGAGGAAAUGCUGGAAGACUUGGAACAAGGUGAUGUUGCAGAAACAGUUCGCACUUUCUUUGAGCAGUCUACUGUGCUUCCUCCUGUUAAAAAGGCAACAUUGUCAAUUCAAGAUGUAGAUCAGUUUCUAGAGGAACUGACAGGAAUGACAAGAGAAGAAGAACAGUCAUAUGUGCUCAAAAAGAUUUCCAAAAGAUGCACUGCAAAUGACUUAAAAAUGGUAAUUCGUCUUAUUAAGGGAGAUCUACGUAUUAAUGCUGGAGCAAAACACAUCUUGGAUGCAGUGCAUAAUGAAGCUUAUGAAGCCUUUCAAACAACACGAAACAUAGAUGCUGUCUUGGACCAAAUUAUCCUUUCCAAAACAACUGGUGAAACACUGAAGAUGAAAGCCCAGGUCAUGACUCCAGUGUUGCCCAUGCUGGCAGAGCCAUGUAAAUCAGUGGAUUAUGCCUUUAAAAAGUGCCCGAGUGGAGUUAUGUACUCAGAAAUAAAGUAUGAUGGAGAAAGAGUUCAAGUUCACAAAAAGGAUGGAAAAUUCAUGUAUUAUUCUCGCUCACUGAAACCAGUGAUGCCACACAAGGUCUCUCACUUUAAAGAAUACAUUCCAAAGGCAUUUCCCUAUGGCAAGGAUCUUAUUCUUGAUGCUGAAGUAUUAAUGAUGGACACCAAGUCAGGAAACCCUCUUCCUUUUGGAACUCUUGGUGUUCACAGAAAAUCAGAGUUUCAAGAUGCAACUGUUUGUCUUUUUGUGUUUGACUGCUUACAUUACAAUGGAGAAGAUUUAAUGGAUAAACCAAUAGUAGAGAGAAAAAAAAUUCUUGAGGAAAAUAUGGUUGAGAUAAAAAAUCACAUCAUGUUUUCUGAAAUGAAGAAAAUAAAGAGAAAGGAAGACCUGCGUGACAUGAUCAACCGCGUCUUAAAGCAGGGAUUAGAAGGCCUAGUACUGAAGGAUAUGAAUAGUGUAUAUGAACCAGGGAAACGACACUGGCUUAAAGUAAAGAAAGAUUAUUUAAAUGAUGGUGCCAUGGCUGACACAGCAGAUUUGGUUGUCCUUGGUGCCUGGUAUGGAACAGGGAAGAAAGGAGGAAUGAUGUCAGUUUUCUUAAUGGGUUGUUUUGAUGCAAGAAUAAGGAAGUGGUGUACAGUCACAAAGGUCCACACAGGUCAUGAUGAUGCAGCAUUGGCACGUUUACAGACAGAGCUAGAGAUGGUUAAGAUCAGUCAAGAUCCAGAGCGUGUGCCAGCAUGGCUAAAGUGUACCAAGACUAUGAUUCCAGAUUUUGUGGCAGCUGACCCCAAGAAAUCACCAGUAUGGGAAAUAACUGGUGCAGAAUUUACACGACAUCAGAUUCACACUGCAGAUGGAAUUUCGAUCAGGUUUCCAAGAGUUACAAGAGAACGGAGUGACAAAACAUGGGAACAAGCCACUGACUUAGCAUAUUUACAAGAACUAUAUAAGAAAUCUAGAGAAUGCUCAGAUUUGGAAGCUCUGACUUCUGAACGAACAGAUGAUGAUGAUGAUAGUGGAAAGAAGAGUGGUGGCUCUGGAUCUUCUACCCCAAUAAAAGGUUCUGUACAAGUUAAAGCAAGUAACCCCAAAUUAUCUAAUGUAUCUGCAGCUUCCACAAGUCCCAAAACAUUGAGCCCAGAGCAGGCUAAGGGAAGGGAAAAGGUUCAGAAAACUCUGAGUGCUUUUGUUAAGGUGGACAGAACAAAACCAGAAAAUGAAGGUGAAAUAAAAAAGCAAACAAUGGAGCACAGUGGAACAGGAAAGAGACGCUCAGAUGAAAGCAAAGGACAGUCAAAUAAAAAGCUGAAUAGAUAUGGUGCCUCUGAAAGUGAAGCUCAUCAACCACUAAAUGAACUUCCUUCAGCUGGUCUCAGACAUCCCACAAGGAAUCCACUUCCAGAUAUUUUCGUUGGAAUUCAGGUUGGAAUACCAGACACUGUGGUGAAAGUAGCAGAUAUGAGGAGAUAUAUCAUUGCGUACGGCGGAGACGUGUUGCCAGAUUACCAGUCGAGCGAAGCCACGCAUUUAGUGGUGGAUAAAGAACAUCAUUUACGUCGCGUGUCUCUUCGCCUGCAGGACAAGUGGCCUUCGUCGUGGCGCGGCCAGAGGAUUUCGCCUGAGUGGGUUUGGGACAGCAUCAAGUUGCAGAGGCUCCAGUCGUCUCGGAUAUACGCCGUCUAAGUCAGGAAUGCAUUUACCGAUUCAUGUUAACGGUUGUCAGUGGCAAUGCUGACAAAACUGGUACUGUUGUUAUCAUAUGUGUUUUUAAUUUAAAAAUGAUAUGAAAAGGUGUAGGUAGCUAAACAAGGUGAACUUGCUCGCAUAUGUUAACAUCACCAUAAGUAUUCAUAAUGACCAUACGAAAUGUCGUUAUGUCCACUUCAUGUUUUGAGCAGUUUUUUCUUUCUGGAGUCAAUUUUACUUUGGAAGUAAUACCAGUAAGAAUUCAUUCACCUCCUUUUAUUUUAAUUUUAUAUCAGGUAGGUAUUUCAACUCGAUUGCACAGUAUUGAGAAUCUACUGUGCGUGGCUCACAGUCAGUUCGGUUAAUUUGUUGUUGUUAAUUAUUCAUGUUUAUGUAUGGGUUGAUGAAAAAAUAUUUUAAUUACGAGCAUGUUACGUCUUUACCUCUGGAAGAAGCGGCUCCAAUAAAGUUACCUUAAUCGGUUUUGCUCAGGUCAGUUUUACGGAGAUGUGUCGCCUGAGCAUGAAUGAACGGCAGUGCAGCAACUGCUGUAGUUUCUAUUCGUAUGUUAACCCUUAACCCUGAAUAUAUUUCGAGAGAGAGAGAGGAGAGGUGAGUUUAUGAGAUAAUGAAAGGUGGGGAACGGGUAAUGGUAAUUUUGUACCUGUAUGUUGUAGUAUUUUUGUACUCACCGUAGAAGGGAAUUUGCCUUGUUUGCUUGAUGAUUUUACUGAUGUAAAGAUGAUUAUUAUAUUGUCUCUAAGAUAGCUAUGUUUUAUGAUACUAUGAAUGUAUACAUCGUAUAUUUGUGAUAAUAAGAUGAUAAGGGUGAUAAGAAA
Messenger RNA from Penaeus monodon (black tiger shrimp), 4098 nucleotides. RefSeq names its product DNA ligase 3-like (gene DNAlig3). Gene Ontology annotation, cellular component: DNA ligase III-XRCC1 complex. Gene Ontology annotation, biological process: DNA recombination; DNA biosynthetic process; mitochondrial DNA repair. Bases 155 to 3256 code for a protein of 1033 amino acids. Lineage: Eukaryota; Metazoa; Arthropoda; Malacostraca; Decapoda; Penaeidae. The transcript has 23 exons. The record is from RefSeq and is a predicted model, not a curated record. Gene Ontology annotation, molecular function: DNA binding; ATP binding; zinc ion binding.